AUGUUUCCUUCAGUACCACCUCAUUCUCACUUACAAAGCGGAAUGCAAUCAGAUGUGGACCUCCAAGCGAACUUCGUCAAGGUUAUCAAACUCACAGCGGAGGAUCUGGAGAAGCUCGAGGCCCCUGCUGCCAAUGGAAAGGCCAAACGUAUCAACACUCCUCUUUGGGGCUGGGACCUUGGCUUCGACGACUGGUAUGGUCCUAAAAAGUAA
Kwoniella mangroviensis CBS 8507 is the source of this 213-nucleotide messenger RNA. RefSeq lists its product as uncharacterized. The transcript is spliced from 2 exons. NCBI's taxonomy places the organism in Eukaryota, Fungi, Basidiomycota, Tremellomycetes, Tremellales, Cryptococcaceae. Bases 1 to 213 code for a protein of 70 amino acids. The record is from RefSeq and is a predicted model, not a curated record.